AUGGGGGCUUCGUACCGGGGAGAGGGAUGUUGGGGUGUCCGCAGAGCCUGGGGCGCUGCGGGAGCUGCUGGCUGCGGGGCGAGGAAGGCGGACGGGGGGCACCCCAGAGCGCUCGGGGGCUGUGGGGAGCUCGUGGCCGCGGGUUCGCGCCCCGGCUGCUCCUCACGGGAGCGGCGGGUCUAAGGAGAACCGGCCAAAGAAAUGAACUGGCUCCGGGGUUCGGGGCGAGCCGAGAAGAACAGGAGCAGGUUCCUGGGUGGAGUUACAGAUGAAUGGCAAUGGCAAUAGCAACGAUAACGGCAAUGGGAAAAACGGAGGUUUGGAACAUGUCCCUUCAUCAUCCUCCAUCCACAAUGGAGACAUGGAAAAAAUCCUCCUGGACGCCCAGCAUGAAUCAGGGCAGAGCAGCUCAAGAGGUAGUUCCCACUGUGACAGCCCUUCACCUCAAGAAGAUGGACAGAUAACUUUUGAUGUGGAAAUGCACACAAGUAAAGACAGUAGUUCUCAGUCUGAAGAAGAAGCAGUAGAAGUAGAGAAAGAGUUGGAAGUUUUGAAGAAGAGUGCUGACUGGGUGUCAGACUGGUCAAGUAGGCCUGAAAACAUUCCUCCCAAGGAAUUCCAUUUCAGACAUCCUAAGCGUUCAGUGUCUUUAAGUAUGAGAAAAAGUGGAGCAAUGAAAAAAGGUGGCAUUUUCUCUGCAGAAUUUCUUAAGGUUUUCAUUCCAUCUCUGUUCAUAUCUCAUGUUUUGGCUUUGGGACUAGGCAUCUACAUUGGAAAACGACUGACCACACCUUCAGCCAGCACUUACUGAAAGAUGGAGUGCAAAACCUGGAAAUCCACGUGACCUGUGAAGGUGUUACUGUCUCAUUUAGUACAUUUGACUUGAGACCAUUUUAAGCAUGACCCUGACUUCACCCUUUCCUUACAUAUCCAGGUUUUCGCUAACUCUGGAAUUCAGUAUUGUGUUGGAACUCUGUUGAGGUGUUUCGCUAUCCACAUUCUUUCCCCCUCUCCUCCCAUUCCCCUGCCUCUUGGCCUGCAAGACACGUCAGAGUUGCUGAACGGAGUUUACAACUGUCUAUAUGUUGCAAGGGCUUCUCUCAAUGCAAAAUGCCACCAGCAAGUUUUAAUUUUAUCAGUGAUGCUGUUGCCUCCUUAGUGCAACCUGACUUAAAUUGCAGUUGUGCAUGGUAUAAAUGUUGACUGUAUUAUGGUGAUAAAAUUAACAGUCUCUUUGGAAGAAAAUUAUUGAUUGGAGUGAAAAUGAAUUUCUCUUUUGAAAAACAGGCUGGUUGUGAAAUAAACUAAGAAAUCACUGGCAAUAAAAAACAGUUUAAAUCAGCUUUUGGGGGAAUUUACUUGGCCCCUUGUAUUGGCUAACACCCUUUGAUUUGCAGGAGGCAAAGACUGCAUAGAUUUUAAAGUAGGAUAACUAAAUCCAUCAGCAUAUUUUAAUAGUAGGUAGUUGUUGUAAUCUUGUCUUUUCUAUGAAGUCAGCUCCUUAUUCCUUGUAGGAAAACCUGUCUGAUGCCUAGAAAAUAUUAGAAAAACUGCAUUGUUUGCAUGUGAAGAAGCUUUUAUUUUCCUUACCUGUUUUCUUAAGGGAAAAUUUUAAAUGUGAAAUUUUCCUUCUAAAAGUAGUUUUAAAUUAAGGAAAAUCCCAACAGCUGUAGGUAGAGUUAGACUCUGUAUAAAAUGGUAGGAUUCUGUUUGUUGUGGAACCAUUUACAAUUACUAUGAAACGGCAGUUUCAGAAGGUAAAGUGUUUGACUUAUUGUUAAGAGGGACAAUCUUGCAGGUGCGUAGAGAUUCAGAAGUUGCGAAGCUCUAGAAUGUCUUCUGCAAAUGAGUUUUCAAUAUUCCUAUCUCACUGUUUACUGUACAAUCUCCUUUGGGGAUACAUGGAAUCUGAAAGUCACUCGUGAUGUCUCAUGUUAGAUAGACUUCUCACUGAUGUUGUUGAACUUUUAUCUUAGGGAACAUUAAGCCUUGUCCUCCUUCAGUGACACUUCUUUUCAAAAUGUGAAGCUUUAGUACCAAAUUGUUACAAAGCGUUGGGACAGUCAUGUCCUUAAAUAGAUUUUAUUGGAUUUCAGAACAUGUAGCAUGACUCUGAAGGACAGGAUACUCUUUUAUAUAUAUAUAUAUGAAUAUAUUAAAAAAAAUGAUAUAGACUUUAAUACUAAGUACUUAGGGAACCAAUGCUAAUUAUAAGACUAGAAAAAAUCUCAUUUAAAUACAAACUUUAGUAGGCUGACUUGCAGAAAAUGAUAAUAUAGUCAGCCAGUUUGGAGAGACCAGCUACCUGUAAUUGUUUGCUUGCAUCAGACUUUAUAGAGCUGAUUAUUUGAUAGAGCAGUGAUCGCUUGAACCAUUUGAUGCAUAGAACCUAAAUCCCAAUUGAGAUUUGGUUUAAAACAACUUAGCUCCUAGGAAGGAAGAAAAGUUGUUCUCUCCUUCUGAAUGCUGUUGGAGAAUGCUUUCAGGGUGACAAAAAACAUCUUUUGGAGAUGUCUUUUUCCUUCUAGUCGUGAAUGUUAGAGGCACUUGAGCUGCCCACGGCCGCAGAUUUGUUUCAAGCGUGGAUAUUGGUUUUCACCCAAAGGUGGGGAGGGAAGGGGGAAGUGGUGAGGGGUGCUUUAGAUAGUACCAAGUACAUCCUUUUACAGUCCUGAAAACCGAGGGGAUGGGGGAAAGGCUGAAACACUUUCAGUUCUAAUUACAGCACCUUGUUUUGUAUGGAAAUUGGAAUAGUGGAAAAAUAGAUUUUUAUUAAGUAGGGAGUACCUUUUUUUUAAAAAAAAAAAAAUGUUACCCCUUUCUGAAUUAAAAGGUAAUUCUUCUUAAGAGCAUCUGAUAUAUAAUAUUGCAAGCUUGUGGCUAGAGUAUCAACACAGCUUAUAAUAUUUGAAGGAGCCGUGAAGUAAAGAUUGUGCAAACUGUGGAUGAGGAAUGGCUACGUGAUCACUGUAACACUUGCUAUGAUGCGAUGCAGUAUUUAUUGAUACCCUACUAUAAGCUUUGGAUGGAAGUCUACAACUUCUAGUUUUACAAUGAACAGAAACAGAUUGUUGUAUAAUUUGCAAGGGGUUUCAACUAUUGAUAGUUGAAGUUUUGUUAAGAUAAAUGUUGUUUUAAAAAGCUUUAUACCUGUUUACAGUUUUGGAAAAAAAAUGCAGGCUUCAUUUUUCUUACAUUCAGUGAAAACUGGCCUAGAAUAUUUGUAAAUAGAAUCAAGGAAUAAAUGCAUAAACUCGCACAUUAAAAAUGCAGCAGGCUAACUUAACUGCAGCAAAUGCAUAUUUACUUACUCUUUUAAAAACUGAAAGCUGAAGAUCGUUAGAAUUCAAAUUUUUUAAUUGACAUUUGAUGAACUAUUGGAGUUAUCUGAGCCAAAGUGAUUAUGCAUUCUUCAUAAAUUAGUUAGCACUUUGUAACAUUAUAUACAGUUUACAGUACAUGUAUAAGUUGUAGCUUAUAAACAUUUUGUGCCAUUAAAGCUCUCACAAAA
This is a messenger RNA of Columba livia (rock pigeon), 3511 nucleotides long. It is a transcript of the gene BNIP3L, whose product is annotated as BCL2 interacting protein 3 like. The coding region runs from base 269 to 811 and encodes 180 amino acids. NCBI's taxonomy places the organism in Eukaryota, Metazoa, Chordata, Aves, Columbiformes, Columbidae. The record is from RefSeq and is a predicted model, not a curated record. Gene Ontology annotation, cellular component: mitochondrial outer membrane; nucleus; nuclear envelope. Gene Ontology annotation, biological process: mitochondrial outer membrane permeabilization; defense response to virus; positive regulation of apoptotic process. The transcript has 6 exons.